AUGUCUUACUCCGAUUCUGGUCUCGAGUGCUAUGACCUCCCUGACUUCUCGGGAGCGAGCUCGUCUCGUAUAACUACUUCGGCUAGUAGUAGUGAGGGCUACUCUGGCAAGUUCAAGGACCCUGCAUCAAGGCCCAAGAUCCAAGUGCUGAGGGAGAGGACUUCCUCUGUAGGCACCGAGUGCAGCCGAAGGGGUGAUGAGUCUCCCCAUGAAAGUGCUAGGUCGAUGAAACUGAGGGAAGCUGAGGGGGCCUUGGGGUCGCUCGAGGUACUCGAGGGUGAGGAAGUCCUAGAGCCCAAUCCAAGAAUAGUGGUUGAGUAUGUGGCUUGGGGGGUAGUAGUGGAGCGCCUUGCCCGCUCCAAGUUAGAUAGCACCCUUAGCAUAGAGCAAGUGAAGGCUCUUGCUAAGCAAUAUCAUAUCCCAAAGGGAUAUCGGCUUAGGGUCCCUGACAUUGGUGAUCGGCCGUGGCUGCCGGAGGAGGGUGAGCACUACAUAGUUUACAUGGGAGAUCACUCGCACCCAAACUCAGAUUCUGUGAUCAGUGCCAAUCAUGAUUUGCUUGCUUCAGUCCUUGGCAGUUAUGAAGGAGCACAAGAGGCAGCGGUUCUCCAUUAUACGAAAAGCUUCAGAGGCUUCUCUGCCAUGCUUACACCAGAAUAAGCACAACUCCUUUCUGAGAGCGAAUCGGUUGUUUCUGUCUUCGAGAGCAGGGAAAGUCAUGUCCAUACCACACACUCAUGGGAGUUCCUAGGAGUCGAUUCCAUGUAUCAAUAUAAGCAACUUCCAAUUGACGUGAAAUCCGAUAUGAUUAUCGGUGUUAUCGACACCGGAAUUUGGCCGGAAUCAGAGAGCUUCGAUGAUAGAGGGUUAGGGCCAGUGCCCAAGAGAUUCAAGGGGAAGUGUGUCCCCGGACAAAAUUUUACAGUGGCUAAUUGCAACAGGAAAGUUAUAGGUGCCCGGUACUACACGAAAGGAUAUGAAGCAGAAAUCGGUGCACCUCUUGAAGCUCUCGGCGUUCCUUUCUUCCGGUCAGCUCGAGAUGAGAAUGGGCAUGGCACACACACUGCCUCAACAGCGGCAGGAUCUGAAGUGAGCAAUGCCAGCUUAUUCGGCAUGGCUGCUGGUGUUGCAAGAGGAGGUGCACCCACUGCUCGGCUUUCCAUCUACAAGGCUUGUUGGCUUGCCGGGUGCAGUGAUGCAGACCUACUCUCUGCCAUUGAUGAUGCUAUUGAUGAUGGUGUCGAUAUAAUCUCGGUCUCAGUGGGCGGGACAAGUCCUACUUACUUUGUGGACACAAUAGCCAUCGGAGCCUUUCAUGCAUUUAAGAAGGGAAUUCUGUUUUCAGCAUCAGCUGGAAACAAGGGAGUUAGUCCGCUGUCAUUGUCUAAUGGGGCUCCUUGGAUCCUCACGGUGGCAGCAAGUACUGUGGAUCGAGAAUUCAGAUCGGAUGUGUAUCUUGGAAAUUCCAAAGUUUUGAAGGGAUACGCAUUAAACCCAUUCAAGAUGGAAGGGUAUUAUGGUGUAAUAAAUGCUAGUGCUGCAGCUGCUCCAGGCGUUCCUUCUCGUAAUGCAAGCUUGUGCCAGAACAAUACUCUUGAUCCCACGUUGAUUAAGGGAAAAAUUGUGGUCUGCAUCAUGGGGUCGACGGACUCAGGGAAAAGCUUAAAACAGGGUGGCGCUAGAGGAGUUAUAUUCAUUUAUGAAUUUUCCAAGGAGAAAGCAAACCUCCAGUUUGUCCUUCCAGCCACAAUGAUUGAUGAAAAUGAAGCAAAAGUUCUCCUAGCAUAUCUAGCUACAAAAAAGAAUCCAACUGCAAAAAUAUCUCCCACGAAGACUGUUCUCAACACAAGUCCAGCACCGGUUGUGGCUAGGUUUUCUUCAAGAGGUCCUAAUUUCAUAACGCCUGAUAUUAUCAAACCUGACAUUACAGCCCCUGGAGUGCAAAUUUUGGCAGCUUGGCCGCCAAUAGCAACCGGCAUAACUGGUGGUCGGCCUACUGACUAUAACAUAAUAUCUGGAACCUCCAUGUCCUGCCCACAUGUUGCAGGAGUUGCUGCUAUUAUAAAAUCCCUUCAUCCUUCAUGGAGCCCAUCAGCCAUAAAAUCGGCAAUCAUCACAACGGCUUCGGUACUUGACAACACUCAAAAACCCAUAUUAAGUAUCUCAUCAAGUGACUCUCUAGCGACACCUUUUGAUUAUGGGUCGGGACACAUCAACCCAAUUGCAGCAAUAGAUCCUGGACUAGUAUAUGAAUUUGAUUCCACAGAUAUCAUCCAAUUCCUCUGUAGUUAUAAUACUACAGCUUCUGAAUUCUUCAACUUAGCAAGAAAGAGAAUUGUUUGCAAAAGCCCAUCAAUUCCCUCCUACAAUCUCAAUUAUCCUUCAAUUGGAGUGGUAAAUAUGAAUAGGAGCAUAGCAGUACAUCGAACAGUUACUUACUAUGGUAAGGGCCGAACAAUUUAUGUUGCAUCUAUAAACAAGCCAGCAGGUGUGGACGUUGUGGUCAGACCUAGCAAGCUCAAAUUCAGCAAAGCUGGUGAGAAGAAGUCUUUUGAGGUGCAUUUUAAGCCCUACAAGAAAAGUAAAGAAAGCUUUGUCUUUGGGGACUUGACAUGGAGCAAUGGCAUCCAUAAUGUUAGGAGUCCCAUUGGCCUCAAAGUUCUCUCAGUCUAGCAAUUUGGUGUUUAAGCAGCCUAGCUAACUAUAUUAUGUACUCUUUUUCUCUUCUCCUAGACGAUAUUUCCGAUAAAGAACCGUA
Nelumbo nucifera (sacred lotus) is the source of this 2758-nucleotide messenger RNA. Lineage: Eukaryota; Viridiplantae; Streptophyta; Magnoliopsida; Proteales; Nelumbonaceae. The record is from RefSeq and is a predicted model, not a curated record.